AUGUCAAGAACGCGAUUGCUUCCGUCGACUACUGAGGCCGCUACGGAGCCAGAUAUUGAAGACCUGAUCGCUCUGAAGGCAACAUCGUGUCCGCCAACGUCCUCUGCCUCUCCACACGAAGUUUCGCGCCAUGAUUUCCAGUCCCUUGAGCUCCAAACAGUUCGCGCGGAGCUGCUCCAGUGGUACGACGUGCACCGUCGAAAGCUUCCGUGGCGAGGGGAUUUGCCGCCGUAUUUGACCACUUCAGUGCACAGUAACGAGGAGAAGAAGAAGACCAGAUCAACUGCGGUGAAGAAGUCAGGGGUACAUGCGUUUUUCAAGGUGCCAGGGCAGAAGGAGGUCAAGAGAGACACGACGAGCGGAGCUACUGGAGCUGUCGACUACAAAGAGAAAGUCGAAGAACCGAGAAAAGUGGCGCCGUACGAGACGUGGGUGUCGGAGAUUAUGCUGCAGCAGACGCGCGUGGACACUGUGGUGGAGUACUUUUUGCGCUGGAUUGACAAGUUCCCUACAGUUGCUGCUCUCGCGGAAGCUCAAGAAGAGGAUGUGAACGCUUUGUGGGCAGGACUGGGGUACUAUCGACGUGCUAGGAUGCUGCAUGCUGGUGCAAAGUACGUGGUAGAGAAGUGUGGUGGAGAGCUACCGUCUUCAGUUGACCAAUUGCUCCUGAUACCCGGCAUCGGACCAUAUACGGCAGGAGCUAUUGCUUCCAUCGCCUUUGGAAUUCGUGAGCCGCUAGUCGACGGCAAUGUGAUUCGCGUGGUGGCUCGAAUGCGGGCUGUGGGAGCAGACCCGAAGAAUAAACAGCUGAUCAAGUUUUCGUGGAGGACAGCGAGCGAGCUCGUACGUGAAUGUGAUCGUCCUGGAGCGUUAAACCAGGCGUUGAUGGAGCUCGGGGCUACUAUGUGCACGGUCCAGAACCCUCAAUGUUCAGACUGUCCUGUGAAGUCGGUGUGCCUCGCAUACGAAGAGAAACAUGUUGCCACGCCCAAGAGCAAAAGACUCGCUACCUCCCAUGUGCCUGUCGAGUCGAGCAGUGCAUGCACUAUUUGUGACUUUGUGCGUUCUUUGGAGUGGAACGAAAGUCAAACUGAGGUCACCAAGUAUCCACUGAAGGCAAAGAAGAAUGACUCGAGACAGGAGAUCAUCUGCGUUGCAGUGGUUUCGUCGCCAUCCGACAAGUCAGCAACGUCUGGAAAAGGGAGUUCAACGACAAGGCGCAAUACGGAGUCCAAGUCUUCUUGUUCGUCUACCUGGAAGUUCCUGAUGUCGAAACGACCCGAGGGUGGUCUAUUGGCUGGACAAUGGGAGUUCCUUCAUAGCAAGAUAAGCGACGGCGACACGAUUCCUCCAUUCUCCAAACGGAAGGCGUUCAUGGACACGCGACUGUCGGAAGUGCUCGAGCAGUCUGCACUCUCUCGCUCCAGCAACUUGCUCGUUGAUCGACGCAAUGUCGGAGAACUGACGCACGUUUUCUCGCAUGUGAAGCACCACAUGGGCAUUGAGCACUUGCACUUCAAGCAGGAGCCCGAGCUAUUAUCCACAGCCAAGUCGGACGACAUUCGUUGGAUGACCGUCACGGAGAUGCAACAAUUGGGCAUCACAACGGGCGUCAAGAAGAUCUUGAAGCUCGUUUUGCAUCCUGACAAAGCUGCGAGUCCGAGUGCGACCAAGAAAGUCAAGUCGAAAGCUCCGUCAAGUUUGACACGCCACAUGUCACACGUCGCCGAUGGUCGCAAACGUCUAAAAAGCAUUGCGUGUUUUUUUCAAAACUGA
This is a messenger RNA of Peronospora matthiolae, 1776 nucleotides long. The record is from the annotation of a GenBank genome assembly. Lineage: Eukaryota; Oomycota; Peronosporomycetes; Peronosporales; Peronosporaceae.